Molecule: messenger RNA, 2111 nt
Organism: Exserohilum turcica Et28A
Lineage: Eukaryota; Fungi; Ascomycota; Dothideomycetes; Pleosporales; Pleosporaceae
Exons: 1
Coding region: 14-2035 (673 amino acids)
Biological process (GO): transcription by RNA polymerase III; transcription preinitiation complex assembly; DNA-templated transcription initiation
Cellular component (GO): nucleus; transcription preinitiation complex; transcription factor TFIIIB complex
Molecular function (GO): RNA polymerase III general transcription initiation factor activity; TBP-class protein binding; RNA polymerase III type 3 promoter sequence-specific DNA binding
Source: RefSeq, a predicted model, not a curated record
CGAUGGCACCGUCAUGUGCUACAACUGCGGUACCAUCCACGACGAGAGCCAGAUCGUUUCCGAGGUUACUUUUGGCGAGACUUCGGGCGGAGCAGCAAUCGUCGAGGGUGGCUUCAUCCACGCCAACCAGCGACACGCCAAUUCCAUGGGCGGCACAAUGCGAGGUCUCGGCGGCAUGGAGAGCAGGGAGCAGGCGGCCAUGAACGGGAAGAGCGCCAUCCAAGCCCUGGGCGCUUCGCUGAACCAGCGCGAGGCAGUCAUAGAGCAGGCUUUCAGCUGGUACAAGCUCGCCAUGAACUUUAGGUUUAUCCAGGGCCGCCGGAUGAGGAACGUCGCCGCUGUCGCAAUCUACAUGGCAGCCCGGAGACAGCCCGAGAACACGCUCAUGCUCAUCGACCUCGCCGAGAAGAUCCAAACCAAUGUCUGGGCCCUGGGAGAUACAUACAAACAGUUUCUGGAAAUGCUCAAAGAGGAGGACCCCGCGCAGCUCGUAGGCAACAAGGCUGUCCAGGAGAUUGAGCCUCUGAUGCUGAAGUACUGCCGGAAACUUGAGUUUGGAGACGAUUCCCACCGAGUGGCUGAUGACGCCUGCAAGGUGUUGAAGCGCAUGAAUCGAGACUGGAUGGUUCAGGGUCGCCAGCCAGCUGGACUGUGUGGUGCCUGCAUCAUCAUCGCUGCCCGCAUGAACAACUUUCGUCGCACGAUCCGAGAAGUUGUUUACGUCGUCAAAGUCGCCGAUUCCACCAUUACCUCUCGUUUGUACGAAUACAAAAGGACGCAGAGUGCCGCCUUGACUGUCAAUCAGUUUCGCGAAUUUGGAUCACGACUCAAGGUCAAGGCUCAACCGCCCGCCAUCUGGAGGCGCGCAGAAAGGGAGGAGCGACGAGAGAAGAAGCGGAGGAGGCUUCAAGGAGUAGACGGAAUAUCAGCAUCGCCAGAGGAUGUUUCAGGAAACAAUGUUGCAGAAGCUAGUACAGCCACGGCAUCAGCAGAGGCAAGCAGGAGACAGAAAUCAAACGGCGCUUCAUCGCAAGCAGGCGCAACACAAAAUGGAGAAACCGGUGCCCGUGAAAGUCGCGCAGCUACACAAGUCGACACUUUCGACGGGAACGCCGAUGCCAUGAUCGAUUCUGUUGUCACUGCAGUUGAGGAGGUCGAGGCGGGUGAGGCCACAGAUCCCGAUUUUGUCAUGCCCAAGAAGCGUGGUCGACCACCCAAGAAACGAGUGCCCAUUGUCAUCAACGAAGAGGAUCUUGAGAUUGAGCAAGACAUUGAGGCAGAGCUCACCAAUGCCAUCAAGGACUGGGAAGCCGUCUUUAAGGAAUGCGCCAAAAACGAGGAUCACGACCUACUCCGGCGCUCUGGCUGGACGGCAGCAGAAAUGGCACGCGCGGCGCAAGAUAAGCGCGACAUACCCGUUAACACGGAUCCUGAGAUUGGCGAAGACGAGUUCGAAGACGAUCCCGAUGUUGCUACCUGCAUCCUCGGCCCCGAGGAAGUCCGUCGCAAGGAAGCCGUCUGGAUCACCGAAAACGAAGAAUGGCUGCGUGCACAGCAGGAAAAGCUGCUCCUUGCCGAACUCGAAGCCGCAGAAGACAAGCCCAAGAAGCCCAAGCAAAAACGCAAACACCACCAAAUGGGCGACGGUAGCGUCCUUGAAGGCCAGCCCGCAGCCAGCGCCGCAGACGCCGCACACAAGAUGCUCAAGAGGCGCGCCAACAAGGCCUUCAGUAACCACAUCAACUACGACCGCCUCAAAGAACUCUUCCCAGGCGGUGGCGCCGCAUCAGCAAGUCCGGCGGAUAGCGCCCAGGGCACUAGCCCCGUUGCAAAAUCCCCGCCUACUACCACUACCACCACUACCACCACUAUUGUGCCCCAAGCCACACAUGCAGAUGCAGACGCCGAAGAAGAAGACGAAGACGACGACGACGACGACAACAUGCACGUCCAAGACGAAGACGAAGAAGAUCUCGAACACAAUUAUCUCGAUGAUGAGGACGAGGGCUUCGGCAACGAGACUUAUGAUUAUUAGAUUUACCCUUUUUUUGUUUUUGGGAAGACGAAGAAAGAACCACUUUAGUCGCAUUCACCCCAACACACACACACAC